AAAUCCAAUAACUUAAGAGAAUCAAAGCUGAUUUGUUUCGUUCAGAAUCCCCUCCCUUUUCUUUUGAAGCUGUUGUUGCAAUGGCGACAAUGGCGGCUGCUGCUGCUUCAGCAUUCUGCUGUAUUCGGUCUUCCAAUGGAAAUGGCCACUGGGUAACGAGGGUUCUCCGGUGUUUCAGAUGUAAAUCUCUUUCUUUCAUAUUUUAUUUUGUUAGGCUUCUGGAUACGUUCCAACGAGGCCCUGGGUUCUUCGAGUUCAUAGCAUUGCGGAGCCGAAUCUGCGAAUGUGCUCUGAGACAAGGAGCAACUUUUGCAUUUGUGCUGCUGCUGCUGAUUCCAGCCAGGCAUCACAAUCGAGCAGCGGCGAAGAGAUUGAUCGAUUGAUAGAUAAGCUGCGGAGCACAGACUCC
Selaginella moellendorffii is the source of this 409-nucleotide messenger RNA. RefSeq lists its product as uncharacterized. The transcript is spliced from 2 exons. Bases 81 to 383 code for a protein of 100 amino acids. NCBI's taxonomy places the organism in Eukaryota, Viridiplantae, Streptophyta, Lycopodiopsida, Selaginellales, Selaginellaceae. The record is from RefSeq and is a predicted model, not a curated record.